Trichomonas vaginalis G3 is the source of this 660-nucleotide messenger RNA. RefSeq names its product LysM domain-containing protein. The coding region runs from base 1 to 660 and encodes 219 amino acids. The transcript has a single exon. NCBI's taxonomy places the organism in Eukaryota, Parabasalia, Trichomonadida, Trichomonadidae. The record is from RefSeq and is a predicted model, not a curated record.
AUGUUAAAUUGGAUAAUUGCUGAACGGUUCUCAAAGUUACCACGACCACCAGUUAUUCAGCCACCUGAGUAUGUUCCAAUGAAAAAUUCGGAUGAUUGCUUUUUCCGUUAUUUCCAUGAUAGCGCUCUUGGUUUGGAUGGAAUAGUGCAGAAAUAUAGUAAAUACGGUGUUACAUUGGAAGACAUUAAAAGAGCAAAUCCUAAUUUAGGAUUUUCAAUUCUUGACGGACUCGUUUUGAAAAUUCCGUAUCAAUGCCCACGCACAAUGGAUAAAUAUUUCUAUAUGGACUCACAAGUCUUUCAAUCAGAAGCUAUUCCUCGAAAUGGAUCGUUGCUUCUUAGCUUCUGCUUUAUGGGUCCACAUUCAAGAUCAAAUGCAAAUCAAUGCGAAGAAUUCAUGUCCCAUGAACAUGGUUUCGACAAAAAUGCUAACAUAUAUGACUGGAAAAAAGCAAAGGAAUUUGCCUUAAUUAGACAAAUUAAACCACGUAGAAGACUUCAAUAUGAUCAGUUCGAAUUAAGAAGAUAUAACAUUGAUGGUAAGAUCCACUAUGCUGUUGUUGAUUCAGCUGGAAAAUUGUAUGAUCCUGGUCGCGAUGUUGUUAAAGAUGGAUAUCCUUAUGAAUCAUUUUAUUACGAAGAGCAUGAUGAUUCUUGGUAA